GCUAGCGAGGCGAAGGAGGUUCACAAUUCCAUGACAGCUUCUUGCUUCUCGGUUUUUGAGGCGUUUGGCGAUAAACUCCACGAUACUUCCGGAUCCAUAGCUCCAGUGAUAGAUGUCAGUGUGGCGUAUAAUAAGCAAAGUCAUAUUCCUCGCCUCCUUUGCCAAUUCGUUUCAGGUCCCAAACCCGAUUCCAGCAUAAUCCUUCGUUUGAGCUCGCUAAUUGAGGAACCGUUCAUUACGUUUACCAGGAAAUUUGACCUUUGUGGGUCGACUAGUGAUCAGGCGCGUCCCCAUCAGUGUUAUGAAUACUACAAAGAGAGCGACAACAACAACGCCCGUACAAAGAAGAGGAGAGCAAAGGGGAUACGCAAAUCCUUGUCUAAUUGUGUGACAAGACAGGACAGACAUGGCGUUGAGGGCACCCUAAAACGAUCGAGAGCGCAACAAUGGGGAGAAGUCCGAGCUAUACUUGGUAAUCGUUUGUUAGAACUACCAUAUGUCGGUUUCUGUAAGGUUCGUAAGGAACAUCCCGCGUAA
Acaulospora colombiana is the source of this 537-nucleotide messenger RNA. Lineage: Eukaryota; Fungi; Glomeromycota; Glomeromycetes; Diversisporales; Acaulosporaceae. The record is from the annotation of a GenBank genome assembly.